This is a messenger RNA of Lepus europaeus (European hare), 2516 nucleotides long. RefSeq names its product pleckstrin homology and RhoGEF domain containing G6 (gene PLEKHG6). The record is from RefSeq and is a predicted model, not a curated record. NCBI's taxonomy places the organism in Eukaryota, Metazoa, Chordata, Mammalia, Lagomorpha, Leporidae. The transcript is spliced from 16 exons. The coding region runs from base 90 to 2453 and encodes 787 amino acids. Gene Ontology annotation, molecular function: GTPase activator activity; guanyl-nucleotide exchange factor activity.
AACGGGACACCUGCGGAUACAGUCUCAGGAGACCCCUUCCUCCAGAGCCUGGCAGCCAUGACCCUUUGGAGGUGACCCAGGAGGGCGGGAUGCAGACCUGCAGUCCUCCAGAUGAGGGGCCCCUGCGCGGACUCGUGGCGUCCCGCAUUGAGACCUACGGGGGCCGGCUUCGGGCCACUGCCCAGAGCCCCAGUGGCGGCCUUCAUCGAGGAGGCGUCGUGCUGGAUCCCGGUCUCCGACACCUCCAGCACUAUAUCCCCUUCACCAAGACUUCCGCCCAGGCCCGGGGCCUGUCUCCCCUGAGGUUGCGAGAACCUGAGCCCCAGAAGAGAUAUGGAGACCAUCUGGGAGCUGGCCCUCCUCUCUCCCCCAGACUCAAGGAAGUCACCCAGGCCCACGAGCUGGAGGUGAGGCUGCACACGUUCAGCAUGUUUGGGAUGCCCCGCCUGCCCCCUGAGGACCGGCGGCACUGGGAGAUAGGAGAGGGCGGCGACAGUGGCCUGGCCAUAGAGAAGUCCUGGAGGGAGCUGGUGCCUGGGCAUAAGGAGAUGAGCCGAGAGCUUUGCCACCAGCAGGAAGCGCUGUGGGAGCUGCUGACCACCGAGCUGAUCUACGUGAGGAAGCUCAAGAUCAUGACAGAUCUCCUGGCCGCCGGACUGCUGAACUUGCAACGAGUGGGGCUGCUGACGGAAGUAUCGGCGGAGACCCUGUUUGGAAAUGUCCCCAGCCUGAUCCGAGCCCACCGCAGCUUUUGGGAGGAGGUGCUGGGGCCCACCCUGGAGGAGACGCGUGCCUCGGGCCGACCCCUGAACCCCGUCAGCCUGCAAAGUGGCUUCCUGACAUUUGGCCAGCGGUUCCAGCCCUAUGUCCGCUACUGCCUGCGAGUGAAGCAGACCAUGGCUUACGCCCGGGAGCAGCAAGACACUAACCCUCUCUUCCAUGCCUUUGUGCAGUGGUGUGAGAAGCACAAGAGCUCAGGGAGGCAGAUGCUGGGGGACUUGCUCAUCAAACCUCACCAGCGCAUCACCAAGUACCCCCUGCUGCUCCAGGCUGUGCUGAAGAGGAGCCCUGAAGCUCAAACCCAGGAGGCCCUGGGUGCCAUGAUUGCAGCUGUGGAGUCUUUCCUGCGGCACAUCAAUGGGCAGGUCCGCCAGGGUGAAGAGCAGGAGAGCUUGCUGUCUGUGGCCCAGCGCAUUGGGCCCUACGAGGUGCUGGAGCCAUCCAGUGACGAGGUGGAGAAGAGCCUUCGUCCAUUCUCGACCCUGGACUUGACAUCCCCCAUGCUGGGGGUAGGACCUGAGCACACCAGGCAGCUGCUGCUUGAGGGACCAGUGCGCGUGAAGGAGGGCCGAGAAGGCAAGCUGGAUGUGUACCUGUUCCUUUUCUCCGAUACACUCCUGGUGACCAAGCCUCAGCGCAAAGCGGACAAAGCCAAGGUCAUCCGUCCUCCACUCAUGCUGGAGAAGCUUGUGUGCCGGCCACUGCGAGACCCCAGCAGCUUCUUGGCCAUCCACCUCACAGAAUUCCAGUGCGUCUCUAAUGCCCUCGUUGUGCACUGUGCCUGUUCAACAACUCGUGCCCGAUGGCUGCAGAAGAUCCAGCAGGCCCAGGCCAGCCUGCAGAAGCUGAAGGCAGAGGAGUACGUGCAACAGAAGAGGGAGCUCCUGGCCCUCUACCGGGACGGGGACCAGGACACCAGGCCCUCCACGCCGUCCCUGGAGGGCUCUCAGAGCAGUGCAGAGGGAAGGACCUCUGAGUUCUCAGCCGUCAUCCCCCACCUGGUGGUGACGGAAGACACGGAUGAGGAUGCCCCCUCCGUUCCCGACGAUGCCUCGGACUCGGGCUACGGCACUUUGAUCCCAAGCUCCCCCAAGGGGCCCCACUCUCCGCUCAACCGCCUGCGCUCCAGGGCCUUCCGGCGGGACCCCCGCCUCACCUUCUCCACCCUGGAACUCAGAGAUGUUCCCCUGCGGCCCGAGCCGCCUGACCCCAAAGCUGCUCAACGCCGAAGCGCCCCUGAGCUGCCGGAAGACAUCCAAACGGGAGUCAGCCAUCCGGGGACCGACCCACGCCCCUGGUCGCAGGAGGAAGAUGGGGUCUCCGUGGGCGAGAAUGUGGUGGCGGAAACCCUGCACAGGGCCCGGCUUCGUGGCCAGCUCUGCCCCUCCCCUCCCCACACAGACUCGGCCGGGGAAAGCCCCUGGGAGUCCUCUGCCGACGAAGAAGAAGAGGGGCCUCUGUUCCCGGGGCCAGCCCGCAGGCCGUGCGUCCGGCCGCUCAGCGCUGAGGACAUGCUCCGACAGAUCCGCGAGGAACUGGCCACGCAAAGGAUCGAGGGAGCCACAGAGCCCGGGGACGGCAAGCCUCGGAAGCUGACCCGCGCCCAGCUGCAGAGGAUGCGAGGCCCGCAAGUCAUACAGCUGGACACGCCCCUGUCCACUUCAGAGGUGUGAGCAUCGCAGAGGAAGGCUCUCCCGGAGAGUGCUGGUCACCCCUGCCCCCACACUACCUCAAGG